GCCAGCUGUAGAGCGCGCGGGCGCGUGUACGUGGCCCCCCUCACUACCCCUGCCCCCACGCGGACAAACUCAUCACCAAAUACAGAGCACGAGCGCACGCGGAGCUAUGGCUGCAGCAGCAGCAGCAGCAGCAGCACUGGAUUGUGUUUACGACGCAGAGCACAAGAGAGAUACAGACGUCGCGCGCUCCCUUUUUUAAACGCACAAUCAUUGAGUGUCUGAGCCCGCGAGGCUGCUCGUUACAUCAGUCCGUUUGACGUCUCCGUCGCUCCGCGAGAUUCGGCGCUGUCUCCGUCCGUUGUUACAGAGCGCUGCUGUAAAGGGACCAGUCUCCAGAUGAGGAGCGCUAGCGGACCGAGGAAACGUGACCCUUCAUCUCUACCGCGAGAAUUUCACUUACACGACGCCAGUGCGUUGCUGGAAUCUAGUACGGCCCAACAAAACCCGUUUAAAUCCCCGACCAGGAACGCUACACAUAGCUGGGGGUACCCGGGAGCAUCCUCCAUCCCACCCUGUCCAUCCCUCCCUCUCACCCUCUCUUUUUCUGCCUCCGUCACCCCAUCAUAUGCAAGAGCUCCAGGGGGUCUCAUCUAGUUAGGGACCAGGGGGGGAGGAGGGAGGCUGUUCGUGGCCGCGGUGGACGCACCCUCCGCGGUGAGGCUGGGCUGAAGUGCCGCUGUGUUUGGAGGAUGCUGCGGGAGUAGAAAAGAUUUGAGCGGAAGAUGGGGAAAGACCAGGAACUGCUGCAGGCGGAGACCGAGGACCUGCUCACCGUGCAGAAGCUGCUGCAAAGGCCCCGACCAGGGAAAGCAAAGCUACUCGGUUCUGCAAAGAAAGUGAAUGUCAACUUCCAGGAUACAGAUGGGUUUUCUCCCCUGCAUCAUGCCUCACUCAAUGGGAACCUGGAGCUCAUCACUCUGCUGCUGGAGUCACAGGCUGCUGUCGACAUCAGAGACCAGAAAGGUAUGCGGCCCCUGCAUUACGCAGCCUGGCAGGGGAAGGCGGAACCAAUGAAGAUGCUGCUGAAAUCUGGUUCUUCUGUCAACGGCCAAUCAGAUGAAGGACAGAUUCCUCUCCACCUGGCAGCGCAGCACGGACACUACGACGUUUCGGAGAUGCUGUUGCAGCACCAGUCCAACCCUUGUAUAGUGGACAAUGCAGGAAAAACACCACUGGACCUGGCUUGUGAGUUUGGCAGAGUUGGGGUGGUCCAGUUGUUGCUGUCCAGUAACAUGUGCGCUGCAUUGCUGGAGCCCAAAAAAGGAGACACGCACGACCCGAACGGGACAUCGCCACUUCACCUGGCUGCCAAAAACGGACACAUAGACAUUAUCAGACUGUUGAUCCAGGCGGGCAUUGACAUCAACAGACAGACCAAAGCAGGCACUGCCCUGCAUGAAGCUGCCCUGUGCGGAAAGACCGAGGCAGUGAGACUCCUGCUGGACAGUGGUAUUAAUGCCACAGUAAGAAACACUUACAGCCAGACAGCACUGGACAUCGUCUACCAGUUCACCGCGACACAAGCUAGCAGAGAGAUCAAACAGCUGCUAAGGGGUAGGAUACAUGAUGCAUCCGCUGCCCUUCAAGUACGAGCUCUGAAGGAUUACUGCAACAACUAUGACCUGACCAGCCUCAACAUCAAAGCAGGAGACGUUAUCACGGUUUUGGAGCAGCACCCUGAUGGACGCUGGAAAGGCUGCAUCCAUGACAACCGAACAGGAAACGACAGAGUGGGUUACUUCCCUUCCACCAUGGUGGAAGUCAUCAGCAAACGCACAGGUUUGGCCAGCACAGUCAUUUGCACUCAACAGUUUCAAAAGAUACCGCUGGUUCCUCCGGCGACGGUUGCCCCUGCCAACGCGGUAGUCAACGGCAACGACACCACGUUCCAUCAGAUCCAUAUCCUGCCUCCACCGCCUCCUCCUCCACCACAUUCCCAUCAGCCACUGCUUCCACUUUUCACUUCCUUUGGCUAUAACAAGUCGCCCGUGACAACCCCACAGGGAGACACACCCACUGCCCCAGGUUGUCGCGGCUCAGAGGCAAGUCCUCACAGCUCUCCUUCCCCAUCCAGCGGGCCCCAUGGAGGCUCCAACGAAGAGAUCUGGGUACUGCGCAAGCCUGUGGCAGGGGGAGAUCGCAGCAGUGUGGGUAGUUCUGGAAGUGUCACCAGUGUGAGGUCAUCGGGCAGUGGUCAGAGUGCUGGCAGUGGGCACAUCCUCCAUGCACAGGCUGAGGGGGUUAAGCUUCUAGCCACUGUCUUGUCCCAGUCUGCUAAAGCCAAGGAGCAUCUAAUGGAGCAGUCCAAGUCUGUGGACCAGCCUGCAGCAGGCUCUGCCAGCUCCUCUCGGACAUCCAGCCAAUCGGGAUGUCCGCUCCACGAGGCGCCGCCUUAUGACGCCACGGCAACCAGGAAGGGGGACGGGCCAUGCGAGGGGAAGAGCUCAGAGGCCGUUGUCCAAUGGCUGAGCGACUUUCAGCUGCAGGUCUACGCUCCAAACUUCCUGGGCGCUGGGUAUGACUUGCCCACCAUUAGCCGAAUGACCCCAGAGGAUCUGACAGCUAUUGGAAUAACUAAACCAGGUCACAGAAAGAAGAUGACAUCAGAGAUUAACAAGCUAAGUGUCAAUGAGUGGCUUCCUGAGCAGAAACCUGCCAAUCUGGGAGAGUGGCUGUCUGCUAUUGGUCUAAGCCAGUACCAUCAGGUGUUAGUGCAGAAUGGCUACGAAAAUAUCGAAUUCAUCACUGACAUUACCUGGGAGGACCUGCAGGAAAUAGGCAUCACUAAACUUGGCCACCAGAAGAAGCUGAUGCUAGCAGUGAAACGAUUGGCUGAAAUGCAGCGUAGUUCUGAUGGGCGGGGCUCACUUAGAAAGAAGCCUCCGCCAAUUACACAGCAGCAGGAAGUCAUGUCAGCGGACGGCCCGCCUCCAGAAGACCUCAUGUCUCCAAAGAUGGCAACCUUUCAGGACAGCGAGCUGAGUAAAGAGUUACAGACUGCCAUGACUCAGCCAGGGCAAGAGGUUUGCAAAGCUCAGCGAUCUCGCACUCUCAGUAAAGAUCAUGAUGAGGUGAUGACAGGAGGAGGAGGAGGAGGUGGUGGUGGUGGUGGGGGGGGGCCACCUAAGAAAGAGGCCCGGACUAUGAGGCAGCAAAGCAGUCAAGGCAGCAGCUCCUCUCACAGAGGCAGUGUGUCCUCACAGGGCAAACAUCGUCACUCCCACUCCCAUUCCCAGCCUGCGCCUCCCUACACACCCCCUCACACUCCUACCAAGACUAGAACCUCUUCUUCCUCCUCCAGCUCAUCUGUACAGAGCACAGCCUCUCCGCAAGCCAAACACAAGCCUUCCACCAAGUACAUCCAGGGCGAGAGACCCCAGUCACCGCAUUCCCACCCCCCUCAGUCUCCAACUCCUCGAGGUGCUCCAUGCCCCCAGCCUCAGCCCCAGCAACCACAGCAGCCUCAAGUCCAGCUGCAGCAACAGGCACCUCCUCAGCAACACCCAGAGAUGCAGGUCAUGGAGAACCAACAACCCCAGGUCCCACUUCUCUGCCUCCCACCAGAGGCUGAGCUGGUUGAGGGAGAAGGAGAAGAGCCCUCGGCCCUCCAGAAGAAACGAGCACACAGCCUCAACCGGUACGCCGUCUCAGAUGGUGAGUGUGACGAGAGGGCAGGUGGAGAAGGUGGGGCGGAUGUAGUUGGAAGUUUGAGCUCUGCUGUCACCAGAGGUGAUGGAAUCAAAUACGCAACAGUGACCCACCGUGUCAGCCGCAGCCACUCUGUCCGCAACCAGGACAAAACGGUCAACCGCAACCACACGCUGUCUUUGGCUCUACGUCAGAAGAAAAAGGGUCCACCCCCACCUCCGCCGAAACGCUCUAGCUCGGCCAUUUCCAGCUCUAACUCCAACCUGACAGAGGCCAAUGCACAGCAGAACACGCACACAACCACAGGAGGGAUGUUGGACGUGCCUUACAACCAACAGCGGCGGGCCAGCGACCUGGGGGUGUCAGUUGAGACUGGCCUUGUGGAGACGAGCAGUGUAGGUAGUGUAAGGAGCAUUGCCGCCAUGUUGGAGAUGUCUUCUAUAGGGGGUGGACCUAAGGGCAUGGCACUGCAGAAGAAUUUCUUGCAGCCUGGAAAAACACGUGAUGCCAUCGGCUUAGACGGUGAAGUGGUGAACCGACGACGAACCAUCAGUGGCCCUGUCAGUGAGCUUGUUGCAGCUGCCAGGCGUGACCAGCCAACUCCUCCUAUUUUAACCUCUCCAACGCCCCAACCUGAACCCUCCCCUGUCAUGGUGAAUUCAACUUCGCCAAACCCACCGUCCUCCCCCCACCCAAGCUCGGGUGGCAGUGGAAGUUCAUCAGAGAACCUCCCAUUUGCAGAAGAGGGAAGUUUGACCAUCCGCCGGCAGGGUCGAGGAGAAGCAGAAGGACAGGGUGACGGCGAGGGUCCACAGGGAGACGGGGGUUAUGCGCCGGAAGACAACUCCAGGGCUGAGCCCACAACUACCUUGAAGAGACGACCUCGCAGCUCCACCCCCCACCCGGCUGGAUCCGACUUCACCCUCCAGGAGUCAUCCACCGUCAAGCGACGACCUAAGAGUCGUGACAAGGAGCCUGAAGGCUACGCUGACAUGGCUGCAGCUAACGGAGAGCCUGCUGGGACUGGGCAGCCGAACACUACCCAGCCAGUAUCCUAUCAGAACGACACGGGUACAGUGAAACGUCGCCCAGUAUCUGAUGCCGGAGUGACAGAGCAACCGCAGCCUCAACCUCAACCCCAACAUCAACCUCAACCUCAACCACAAGUGACUGCUGUUCCUCGCAGAAACAGUGCAGACCAAGGAGCUCCAGUGGGCAAUGAUGGAGCCCCAGUGAGAAAACCAAAGCCUCCAGUGUCCCCAAAGCCUAUUAUGGCACAAAUAAAGAGACAGGGAGGCCCACCGACACCCCCACAGCCUGUCUCCAACAAGAGAGCCCCCCUGCCAGGACCUGGGACGCCUGGAAGCCCAGUGGAAGGAAAGAAGAUUCCUCCACCUGUCUCGCCUAAACCUACUCCCCCUCCGAUGGCACCAAAACCGUCCAAGCUUAUCCAUUCCAUGACCAGCCCCCCUUCUCCGACUCCAGCCCCUGCUCCUACCCCUGCCUCUAUCAAGCACUCUAUGGUGGCCAGACAGACCAGUUCACCCCCAACUUUUCCACCUUCCAACAUCCCUAGUCCGCCAAACGCCAAAAGCCCAUCUUCCCAGAGUCCUCACACUCCGCAGACCCCCACUACACCUCAAACACCGCAGACCCCCGCCACUCCCAGUCCGACCCCGCCACCUGUCAAGCCUCCCCGCUCUUCCAUAGGGGGCGUGUCAGUGGACAGUGGUAUGACAGGAGGUGGGGUCACAGUGCCGGUCCCUGCAACAACAGACUUUGGUGUGGAUGCUUUGGUGCACCAGAAACUGGAGGAGACGAGUGCAUCGCUGGCCGCAGCUCUGCAGGCUGUGGAGGAUAAGAUACUGCGGCAGGAGGACUCUGUGGCUGAGCAGAAGACCACGGUCAGCAUCCUGGACGACAUUGGCAGCAUGUUCGAUGACCUGGCCGACCAGCUUGAUGCCAUGUUGGAGUGACCAUCCAAACCAAGUCAGCCUGUCUCCAAGGCAACACUGCUUUAGGAGUGACUCAGAUGGCACAAUAGGGCAACACGCUCUCUAUCUCUCCUCUCUCUUAUCUCUCUAUCUCUUUUCAUUUCUCUCUCUCUGUCGUACUUGUCCUCCUGGAGUCCAUUUGUUGCUGCUUUAAAAAAAAAAACCUCUUUACUCCUCCUCUCGCUCUAAUCUGUUGUCGCUGAUUGUGAAAACGAUGAUCGAGCGGCGCCACAGGCCCGGACUGACAUGUGGCAGAGGGAGUGCAAGACUGCCGACCAGAUUAAAGAUAGAGAUGCUCAAAGAGAGGGGAUAAAAAAAAAGGACCAAAAUGACUGAUGUGCAGAGAAAAUAUAAAAAAAUAUCACCAGAUGGAGAGAUGAAGAAAUGCAACAUAACGGAGACUGCAAUCAAAACGUGGGUCUUUUUGGAAUUCCACAUACACUCUUGAAGCUAUUGUGGCACACUAUUAAACUAAACUAAUACUGAUUGAAAAACCAACUGUGUAAUGAAUCAUAGUAUGGUAUGUGUACAUUCUAAGCAUGGAGAGUUUAUAUCUACUGAAAAAGUCCUGCAUUAGCACAGUAAUAUAUAAUAUACCGAUAAAUAUGAAUCUCUAGCUCUUUGGUUUGAUGUCUUGGUUCUGUGUGGAAUGGUGACCUCUGGUGUUGUGACGAUGUAAAUGAAUUGGUGGAAAGAUUUUUAUCUGUGACCAAAACGAGACUAUUUAGCUCCUGAUGUGUGUGUGCCUGUGUGUGAGUGAGAGAAAGAGAGAGAGCAAGAGAGUGAGAAAUGUGUGUAUUUGAGCUUGUGGGUUGUUGGAUUUUCAGGACCAUAUUCAGUUUCCUGCCCUGGCUGCUUCCAUAAACUUCAUUUUUACUAUAACCUCUGACCCACACACACAUACACAUUCAGUAUAUUCACACACAUGCGUAAGAGAAGCACAAUGAUCCAUGCAGCUGAUUGAACACACAUGGAAAGCCUGCACAGUAUAACUCCAAAAAGACAAGGGGAGGGAAGCAAAGAAAGGCCACAGUAGGUUGUCUGAAAGCAGAUGUUAGGACUUGUGGAUAAAGUUUCGGAAAGUUUGAAAAAAAGAAGGAAAUCAGGACGCUGUUAAAGAAGCAAUGCAAGGUGGAGGUAUUUAGAGAUUUGCUUGGAAAAAAAGAAUGGCAUAGCAAAGUUCUGGUUUCCCAAACACUUUAUAGAUUGGUAAGUUUAGGACUAAAACUCAAUGACCUAAUAUUUUGAUGUCAUCUACACCUUUUGAUUCAAUGUCUUGCUAGAUUGUGGUGGAUAAUUUAAAAUCUGAGAUCCGUCUACAACAUGGAUUCAAGAGAUGCAAUGGCUGUUUUCGAAACCACUUACUAUACUUACUUAUGCAAAAACUACCAGAAGCACACCAGUCUCCAUCAAGUACUGUUUCCCACAAUGCAAAGCACUGACGUUCUUCUACUUUUAUUCCAUUUACGGCUGUUGCCAAUAAUAUAACGCUAAUACUAACGAAAGAAACACUGUUGAAUCUUGUCACUUUCAGUCAUUACAGAGGCAACCCCAUCUCACAGGAAACUGUUCGUGUCCAUGAAAAUUAUGAAAUGUCAUAUAUACUCCUUUUCUUAACUUCUGGAUGCUACAGAAGCGGUUUUGCUAGCAGCUUGGCCGUUGUUUACUUCUACUUUCCACAACCGGAAAUCAGCGACUCCUGGCCCAGCAUACUGCAAAAAAGAUUGAAGAGAACAGUCAUACUACACACUAACUUCAAACACAGUAUGCAGUACAUAUUGCAUCCUAAAUUCCAACCAAUACAAUAACUUGGGCAUGUACAAAUGGAAGACCUGGUCAGUAAUGUGUAAAAUUUAAAAGUUCCCUCAAGUAACAAUAGAAGACAUUAAAAUGGUAGGAAUUUGACUUGGACUUGAAAGCUAAUUAGCUUAAAAGCUGAAAUCUUUGUUUCUUCUCCUUUACUGCAAAGUCAGUAAAGGAGAAGAGCUAUGAUAAACAAUUUGUUUUAAAGGCCCAUCAACCUGCCUUUGUCCACUCUGCCUGACACUUGUUGGCCAUGAGCAAUGUCUUUCACAAGCCAAAACUAGCUCUCUGAAGGACUAAUCUUGCACCAUAAGUGAAUAAGUGCAUGUUCAUGUUGUUUGGAAUGUGACAUUGGCUAUUUUAUGGUUGAUUUUUGGGUUCUCAAAAGUUGCCUCCCCAUGCUUUAAGAUGUCACCCACUUUACACUAUGUGGUCCAGAGGGAGCCUCGUAUGCAGCACUUUGCAGGUCUGAUUGGAAUCAUGUAUUAUUUGUGUUUGCUAUGGCCCUAAAAUUUGUCAGCCAAUAGAAUCAGUUUAAUCAUAGAUUUCAACGCUCUAAGUUUGAGCUUGGUCCUGAAUCUGUGUCAAGAUUACGAAAAGCCAAUUAUAAAAGCACCAAAACCCUCCCUGAGACUCAAGUGGACAUCUGUCCUCUUUCCUUCCCUAUCUCUCUUGUCCCACACUCUCCAUAACACCCACCCCUUGUUGCCAUGACAAUCUACAUGACCUUCACCACCUUCACUGGCAUCACCAUGGUAACUCCACAGUGUGUUGCUGUUAUAAACUCGGUCUUGGGAUAGGAAAAAAAGUGCUUGGGUAGAGGGAACUGCAGAAGAGAUCUGUGAAGCUGGGUGGUUAGUUUGAAUUCAUUGAGUCCAUCAGAUACUGCAUCCAGCCAGGUGCAAUACUACAUAACUACACCUCGAUCCAUUAAAAGAAAAUCAAGGUUUCAAAGUCCCAUAGCAGCCAGCCUAUUUAUAUGAAUAAAUAAGAAAUCAGAGAAUAGUUCUGGUAUUUAAAUAUGAUCACAUAGAGAUUAUAUAUAUGGAUAUUUGCAAAAAAAAGUGUAUUUAUGAUGUGUGUGUCCUCCUGAAGACUAUUUUUCAAAGUAAACAGAUCUAAUCUGAGUGUUGAAUCAGUUAGCUUAUCCAUGCUUUGGUGGUCCAAGCUGAUGUAUCAUUGUAGGAUACCAUGUUGGGAUAUUUGCAGGAAGCGUUCUUUUUUUCUUUUUAUUAUUUUGUGUGUGUACAUGUGUCCAGGUGUGGCGAUGUGUAAAAUAAAAGUGGAUCUUUGUU
Messenger RNA from Notolabrus celidotus (New Zealand spotty), 8740 nucleotides. It is a transcript of the gene caskin1, whose product is annotated as CASK interacting protein 1. The record is from RefSeq and is a predicted model, not a curated record. NCBI's taxonomy places the organism in Eukaryota, Metazoa, Chordata, Actinopteri, Labriformes, Labridae. Gene Ontology annotation, molecular function: protein binding.